CUGCGUUAGCUGGCACCCGUUCCGAUGUCACUUCGUUGUUAUCCGCUAAGUUUCGGCAACUCCUUUUGUAUGCUCCUUCGAAGUGGCGACGAGAUCUCAGCAAAAGAAAAAGAAAUCAGCGACGAAAUAAUUCCCAAAGCUCUCCGCUUCUCUCGGGUACUCUAUUCGUUCAGAUAUGCAGAGGUUUUCCGCUGUGAGACGCGUCGCAGCUUUUCUCCAGAAUCGGAGCCGGCAAAGAGCUUCGUUCUCGACCUCCCUCCUCUUCGAUGAUACCCAGAAACAGUUUAAGGAGAGUGUUUAUCAAUUUGCGCAAGAAACCAUUGCUCCACAUGCCGCAACCAUUGAUGCUACAAACAGCUUUCCAAAGGAUGUUAACUUGUGGAAACUCAUGGGAGAUUUCAAUCUCCAUGGCAUUACUGCACCAGAGGAAUAUGGAGGACUUGGUAUUGGUUACUUAUACCACUGUAUAGCAAUGGAGGAAAUAAGUCGUGCUUCUGGAUCUGUUGGCCUUUCUUAUGGUGCUCAUUCAAACCUUUGCAUUAAUCAAUUGGUGCGACAUGGGAGCUCUGCACAAAAGCAGAAGUAUUUGCCUAAGCUUAUCAGUGGGGAGCAUGUAGGGGCAUUGGCUAUGAGUGAACCCAAUGCUGGUUCUGAUGUUGUCAGUAUGAAAUGCAAAGCUGAUCGAGUUGACGGUGGCUAUGUCAUGAACGGGAAUAAGAUGUGGUGUACAAAUGGGCCAGUUGCUCAAACUUUGGUAGUUUAUGCAAAAACAGAUGUCAGUGCUGGAUCAAAAGGAAUUACUGCAUUUAUAAUUGAGAAAGGGAUGCCCGGUUUCAGUACCGCUCAGAAAUUGGACAAGCUUGGCAUGAGAGGAAGUGAUACAUGUGAGCUUGUAUUUGAGAAUUGCUUUGUUCCUGAAGAAAAUAUACUUGGUGCAGUGGGGAAAGGAGUCUAUGUCAUGAUGUCUGGGCUAGAUUUGGAAAGGCUUGUUUUAGCUGCUGGUCCCCUUGGUCUUAUGCAGGCAUGCCUUGAUGCAGUUAUUCCUUAUGUUCGCCAGCGAGAGCAGUUUGGCCAUCCGAUUGGGGAAUUUCAGUUUAUACAGGGAAAGUUGGCUGACAUGUAUACAUCCUUACAGUCAUCAAGAGCAUUUGUGUAUUCUGUUGCUAGGGACUGUGAUAAUGGAAAAAUUGACCGGAAGGAUUGUGCAGGAGUAAUUCUUUUAGCUGCUGAGAAGGCCACCCAAGUCGCUCUUCAGGCAAUUCAAUGUCUUGGUGGCAAUGGAUAUGUGAAUGAGUACCCGACAGGUCGUCUUCUGAGAGAUGCAAAACUAUUUGAGAUUGGUGCUGGUACCAGUGAGAUCAGACGAAUGAUCAUUGGUCGUGAACUUUUCAAACAAGACUAACAGGAAGAUGUUUUCCAUAUGAUUAUUAUUAAUAUACUCUGUCGAAUCACUGCUUGGAGCAGCAGUUACAGAGAUGCAAUGCAGGGUACUGUUUAUCAAAUUCAGUUGAUCUUUCCACCAGCCGGACUUGUAUCAACACAUUAUUUCUUCCACAUAGUAAUAAAGAGGGUUGAAUCGACAUUUUACUUCCUAGAAAUGUGUUGACGGUUUAUUGCACAA
Molecule: messenger RNA, 1621 nt
Organism: Elaeis guineensis (African oil palm)
Lineage: Eukaryota; Viridiplantae; Streptophyta; Magnoliopsida; Arecales; Arecaceae
Product: isovaleryl-CoA dehydrogenase, mitochondrial
Biological process (GO): L-leucine catabolic process
Cellular component (GO): mitochondrion
Molecular function (GO): 3-methylbutanoyl-CoA dehydrogenase activity; flavin adenine dinucleotide binding
Source: RefSeq, a predicted model, not a curated record